AUGGCUAGCUUAGUUUCUAAAGAGAAGUCGGUUCAUCGACUCAAACAUGAUGUCGAAGAUUCUAUCUUGGAGGAACGAUUGAAGAUUGCCAAUGUCAUCUUACCUGAGGAUAAUCUUGAGGAUUUGGUUCAACUGCGGAUCGCGCCAGAACUCGUGUCUCGUCGUCUUCGGGCCCGUCGUGCUCGUGAACCUACCACUACUUCUGUUUCUCCUCGGCUUGCACUUCUUCAUCCUGACCGCGCUUUCACUCCUUCCUCUUCGAGUGAAAACGAAUCCGGUUCGUCAAAUGAACCUAAAAACACCAACCUUGCCGGCUCUCCUACUCAAUCUGUAUGGUCUUCACCCACAACUCCCAUUGAUAUUCAUCAACAGAAUCGUCAUGCACUCAACUUUAGCCCCACACCUGAAGCCUCUUUCAAUCAUCAAUCUUUGACUACUCCCAUAACUAUGAUUGAUGACGAAAACCAGCAGCAGCUUAAUGUGAAAUCAAGUGCAUUAGGAUUGAGCCAGCUUCCGUUGAUCUCCAACUCCUCACUUACUAAGCAAGCAACCACCUCACCUGUAGAACAUUCUCCUCGACUACGGUCUACAAGCGGGAUGACUUCAGCUUCCCAACGUUCCCCACGCGCUCAAUCCCAACCACGUAAUGCCGACCCCCCUUCACGUCGUUCCACCAAAGAUUCACGUGCGCCCUCCGUCAAACCAUCCAUCACAUCACCAUCUCCUUCUGGCUCUCAUGUACGCUCUAAGCCGAUUCACAGUCCCAAUCCCGAUCUCAGUCCUCGUCCGAAUGGCCCUAGCAAUAACUCUCCUUCUCUACCUCGUCAACGUGCAAACACACAAAGUACUGCUCAUACAUUGUCAUCCAAACCUCGACUUGGGGUGCGCUCUAAGCCGACUCCGACUCGGAAUACUACCGCACCUCUCAACCGAAAUAGAACCGCUUCAGCUGGCAGGCCACGAAGUCUUUCGGUUUCCUCUAUAUCAUCUUCUAUCCGUGAGAGCGGCGCGCUUCCGCCUUGGUCUACUGACCCUAGUCCGAGACUCUAUCGAGUGGAUCCGAAGGCAGAAGGUGUAGAACCUGGAUUUGAUGACAUGAUUCUACCUGCUGUUGCAAGGCAGCUGGAGGCCCAACAGAAGAUCAAGACUGAUCUGGCUGAGAGUUCAAAAUUGAGCGCAGUGGAUAUUUCUGAAUGGGAUCCGGCAGGCACGCCAAUGUUGAUCAGGAAAAUCACGCCACCACCACCUCCUCUCGCGGAACCCAAAGCGCCAACUCCGACUCCACCCUCCGAACAUGACCACUCUUCUCGAACUUCUUUUUCCUCCUCUUCUCGUGCCCCUAGUAUUGAAUAUCGGCCGACAGCCGAUGAUGAUAGACCCAUUCGCCCUGCUCAGCCUAAUACAUUUGAUCUUGACAUUUCAACAUCACUGGAAGAUGAAUCAUUGGUCCUGAAAUCAGAUCCAGUGCCAUCCUCAAUCUUACCAUCACCACCUACAGAUCCGCUGUGCUCGCCUCCAACCCAUCCAACAGCUAACCGAGACUCUGUUCCAAAUGAAUUCAAACCCUCUCCACCAUCGCCUGCUCGGGCUUCAUAUCGUUCACCUUCACAUCCCCCUCAAACUUCGAACCAUCCAAGCCCAUCACUUAUGCUCUCCAAUGGUCGAUCUCAUUCAGCGUCUCAUCCUUCAGAGACCUUUCAUCAAACACCAAUACCUAUGAUGACUAUGCAGCAGCAAGAGAAUUCGGUAGAAGAUACACAUCGUCAAUCUGUUUUCGAUUUACCAUCAGCAACAAAUGUUCAAGUGCCGCAAGAAACAGAUCAUCAACAACAAUCUUCAGCUAAAUGCUGUUGUACUAUUAUGUAG
This is a messenger RNA of Melampsora larici-populina 98AG31, 1866 nucleotides long. RefSeq lists its product as uncharacterized. The record is from RefSeq and is a predicted model, not a curated record. The coding region runs from base 1 to 1866 and encodes 621 amino acids. The transcript is spliced from 3 exons. NCBI's taxonomy places the organism in Eukaryota, Fungi, Basidiomycota, Pucciniomycetes, Pucciniales, Melampsoraceae.